GACAUGAUAUUCAACCACAACAAGAGCAUUUUCCACCCGGCCACACUUUUUCUUGUUGGAAUCCCAGGACUGGAAGAGGUUCAUACUUGGAUCUCUGUACCUUUCUGCUCCGUUUACCUCGUGGCUUUAAUAGGCAAUGCCACAAUCCUGAUAGUCAUCAAGACAGAGCAUUCUCUCCGAGAACCCAUGUUCUACUUUCUGGCCAUCCUUUCAACAGUUGACUUGGCUCUUUCUACAACCUCUGUGCCUCGCAUGCUGGGUAUCUUCUGGUUCAAUGCCCAUGAAAUUAACUUUGGAGGCUGUGUGGCUCAGAUGUUUUUGAUCCAUGCCUUCACUGGCAUGGAGGCCGAGGUCCUGAUGGCCAUGGCCUUUGACCGGUAUGUAGCCAUUUGUGCUCCUCUCCACUACACAACCAUCUUGACAUCUCGGGUGCUAGUGGGCAUCAGUAUGUGUGUUGUGAUUCGGCCAGCCUUGCUUAUAUGUCCAAUGAUCUAUCUUAUUUAUCGCCUACCCUUUUGUCAAGCUCAUGUGAUAGCCCAUUCCUACUGUGAGCACAUGGGCAUUGCAAAACUGUCCUGUGGCAGCAUCCACGUCAAUGAGAUGUAUGGGCUUUUUGUGGUCUCUCUGUUUCUUCUGAACCUACUUCUUAUUGGCAUCUCUUAUGCUUACAUUCUCCGUGCUGUGUUCUGCCUCCCAUCUCAAGAUGCACGGUUAAAAGCCCUCAGCACGUGUGGUUCCCAUGUUGCAGUUCUCUGUGUUUUCUACAUCCCAUCAGUCUUCUCUUUCCUCACUCAUCGAUUUGGACACAACAUACCACACUACAUUCAUAUUCUUGUUGCAAACAUCUAUUUGGUUAUUCCUCCCUCACUCAAUCCCAUCAUUUAUGGUGUAAGGACCAAACAGAUACGAGAGCGAGUUCUCCAUGUAUUUACUAAGAGGUAA
Messenger RNA from Nannospalax galili (Upper Galilee mountains blind mole rat), 942 nucleotides. RefSeq names its product olfactory receptor 52J3. Lineage: Eukaryota; Metazoa; Chordata; Mammalia; Rodentia; Spalacidae. Gene Ontology annotation, molecular function: G protein-coupled receptor activity; olfactory receptor activity. Gene Ontology annotation, biological process: G protein-coupled receptor signaling pathway. Bases 4 to 942 code for a protein of 312 amino acids. The transcript has a single exon. Gene Ontology annotation, cellular component: membrane. The record is from RefSeq and is a predicted model, not a curated record.